This is a messenger RNA of Truncatella angustata, 1717 nucleotides long. Its product is annotated as acetyl-CoA acetyltransferase. NCBI's taxonomy places the organism in Eukaryota, Fungi, Ascomycota, Sordariomycetes, Amphisphaeriales, Sporocadaceae. The transcript has 2 exons. Bases 123 to 1451 code for a protein of 442 amino acids. The record is from RefSeq and is a predicted model, not a curated record. Gene Ontology annotation, molecular function: acetyl-CoA C-acetyltransferase activity. Gene Ontology annotation, biological process: fatty acid beta-oxidation; ergosterol biosynthetic process.
UCAACAUUUUCCUUAUUUUCCUUCUGUAAGCCCAAGUAGACCUUGACAAACUAGACACUCUUUCCUUUCCAUCCCCGUGAACACUCGUCUUUCAUCUCGUGAUCUCUUUGUCAGCCUUCAAAAUGUCUGGUCUUCCUCCUGUCUACAUCGUCUCGGCGGCCCGAACCCCCGUCGGUUCCUUCCUUGGAUCCCUUUCCAGCCUCAGCGCCACUCAGCUUGGUUCUACCGCGAUCAAGGGUAUGUUCGGCGAGUUGAACCACAACCUCCAGCUUUGCUUACAACCCCUCUUACAGCCGCCGUUGAGCGUGUCCCUGAGAUCAAGCCUGAGGAUGUCGAGGAAGUCUUCUUCGGCAAUGUUCUCUCCGCCAAGUGAGUUAGAAUCCACCAUCCCCCCAAAAGCCCCUUUGCUGCUCAAUGAUGCUCACGCCUCCUGCCUCAGCCUGGGUCAGGCCCCUGCCCGACAGUGCGCAAUCGGCGCUGGUCUGAAGGACACCGUUGUUUGCACCGGAGUCAACAAGGUCUGCGCCUCCGGCACCAAGGCUAUUAUCCUCGGUGCCCAGACCAUCAUCACUGGCAACGCCGAUAUCGUUGUCGCUGGUGGUACCGAGUCCAUGUCCAACGUUCCUCACUACCUCCCCCAGCUGCGAAACGGUGCCAAGUACGGCGAUCAGACCAUUGUCGACGGUGUGCUGAAGGACGGUCUGACCGAUGCCUACAAGAACAAGGAACACAUGGGUCUCGCUGCUGAGCUCUGCUCACAAGACCACGGCAUCGACCGUGAGGCCCAAGACGCCUAUGCUAUUGCGACAUACAAGCGUGCCCAGAAGGCUACUGAGGACGGUGUCUUCGACACCGAGAUCGUCCCGGUCGAGGUCAGCGGUGGCCGGGGAAAGCCCGCCAUCAAGAUCACCAAGGACGAGGAGGCCACCAAGUUGAACGAGGACAAGCUCAAGAGCGUUCGCCCCGUCUUCAAGCCCCAGGGUGGUACUGUGACGGCCGCCAACGCGGCGCCUCUGAACGAUGGCGCCGCCGCUGUUGUGCUCAUGUCCGAAAAGAAGGUCAAGGAGCUUGGCAUCAAGCCGAUCGCCAAGAUCCUUGGUUGGGGCGACGCUGCUCGUGAGCCUGAGCGCUUCACCACCGCUCCUGCCCUUGCUAUCCCCAAGGCUAUCAAGCACGCCGGCAUUACUGACAAGGAUGUCGACUUCUACGAGAUCAACGAGGCCUUCUCCGUCGUUGCCCUCGCCAACAUGAAGAUCCUGAACCUGUCCCCUGACGUCGUCAACGUUUUCGGUGGAGCCGUCGCUAUUGGACACCCUCUCGGCUGUUCUGGAGCCCGUAUCGUUGCUACAUUGACUACUGUCCUGCGUGAGAAGAAGGCUAAGAUUGGUGUCGCUGCUAUUUGCAACGGUGGCGGUGGUGCGAGCGCCAUCGUCAUUGAGAACCUGCAAUAGAUGCAUGGUAGCGAGUCGAGAAUAUAAGCGUGGGAACUGAGACAGCCGACGGAAAGAUAUACUACACAGACGGCACAGAAUCGCGCGAGCAGCUCACUGUUCCGCGGGGUUUGUACGGAAAUUAGAGGUUAUAAGAGACCAUAUGUGCACAUGACCUACCCUACUCGAAAAGGGGAGUAGAUAAUAAUGAAUGAAAGCACGAGAGCUGAUGAGAUCAAGUCAAGUCAGUGUCUAAUACUCGAAUGUGCAAAACGGAUUAUCCCAUG